Molecule: messenger RNA, 3754 nt
Organism: Phycodurus eques (leafy seadragon)
Lineage: Eukaryota; Metazoa; Chordata; Actinopteri; Syngnathiformes; Syngnathidae
Gene: tlr5a
Product: toll-like receptor 5a
Exons: 4
Coding region: 66-2729 (887 amino acids)
Biological process (GO): inflammatory response; toll-like receptor signaling pathway; immune response
Cellular component (GO): membrane
Molecular function (GO): transmembrane signaling receptor activity; protein binding
Source: RefSeq, a predicted model, not a curated record
CCACAAAGCCACUGUGACCACCUCAUCCUGAAAAGCUCACUUUCAAUGUGUGCCCCACCAGGAUAAUGAACUGCAAAAAGUGCAACAUGUGGACAAUGGCUCUUCAGCUGCUCUUCAUUGGUUUGAAUGUGCAGGUUGUCACAUCUUGUAAAAUAUAUGGCCUUGUAGCAGCUUGUCACGGACAAAGUCUUCAGUGGGUACCUGCUCUGCCUCCAAACAUCACCCACCUCUACUUGGAGAGGAACAGAAUUCCUGAGAUUAACAACACGUCACUCCAAAACCUGGAACAGCUGCUCGAGUUGGAUCUUGGGAAGCAGUUUGUGCCGCUCAUGAUAAGGAACGACGCCUUCCUCAGGCAGACUCAGUUGGUUCGCUUGGUUCUGGGCGACAAUAUUGGCCUUCAACUGGAGCCGCAAGCAUUUGCAGGGAUGAUCAGUUUAAAGCACCUCUUCAUGGACCACUGCUUCUUGACAGACUCCAUAUUGGCACACAACUACCUCGAGCAACUAUUGUCCUUAGAAGAGCUUAAUCUUUUUGGUAAUUUACUACGAAGACUAAAACCUGGACUUUUCUUUAAAAACCUUUCAAAGUUGAAACAGAUAAACCUCAUGUUAAAUAAGAUUGAACAACUAUGUGAAGAAGAUCUCAUUGGUUUCAGGGGGAAGUAUUUCACACACUUCAAUUUAGACUCCAAUCACUUGUACAAAAUGGCCACUAUCGACUUCGAUUGGGAAAGAUGUGGAAACCCCUUUCGAGGAAUGGCCUUCAAUAUCCUUGAUUUAUCAACCAAUGGGUUCAAUGUGACCACAACCAAACUGUUUCUCAAAGCAAUGCGGGGUACUCCAAUUGAUCAUCUCAUAUUCUCCGGACACUUGGGGAAAGGUUUCUCACAUGACAACCUACCAGAUCCAGACAGGCACACAUUUGAAGGUCUUGGGAACAGCACAUUAAGGAUUUUUGAUGUGUCUAAAAACAGAAUAUUUGCCUUGCAGAGAGCUGUUUUCAGUCCUCUGAGCAAUGUGCUCAUAAUUGAUGUCUCGCAAAACAAAAUCAACCAAAUUAACGGCCAGGCCUUUAGUGGUAUGCAGGGAAAUUUAAGAUUGCUCAACUUGUCAUUUAACAUUCUAGGAGAAGUAUAUUCACACACAUUUAGCAGUCUGACAGAACUUUGGGUUUUGGAUUUGUCUUUUAAUAACAUUGGUGUGCUGGGUGAUCAAGCUUUUGAAGGUCUUCCUAAACUACAAGAGUUAUAUAUGACAGGAAACUCAUUGCGGAUUUUGGGUAAUCCCGCAUUAUUGCACAACCUUAAAUUUCUCCUUCUAGGCGACAAUCGUUUAGUUGAUUUAUACAAUAUAGGUAAACUAAGCAUCAACGCUAUUCAUGUGGAUGUGACAAAUAACCGAUUAACAAACCUUGAGGAUGUUUUUCUAAUGUUAACCAACUUCAAGCAGCUUCAGAAAUUAUUUUUCGGUGGUAAUUUUAUUAAGUGGUGCACACUCGGUCAGAAUAUCUCAAUUCCUCUUAAUCACAGUUUACAAGUGCUGGAUCUUCAUGAUAGCUCCCUGCAGUUGAUUUGGGCUAAGGGGACAUGCCUUGAUGUGUUUAAUCACCUCGACAAUCUGGUCGGUCUAAAUUUAAGCUUAAACUCCCUCGUGAGUCUCCCACACGGCAUUUUCCACGGUCUCAGCUCUAUCGUUGUCAUUGACCUGUCAUCCAAUGCCCUGACCUAUCUGCAGCCAAAUGUUUUUCCCAACAGCCUUAGAAACCUUGACCUUUCCAACAACUUCUUGGCCAAUCCUGAUCCCAUGACCUUUAAUUCCCUCCUGCUCCUCAGCCUUUCGGGAAAUCGCUUUCACUGUGAUUGCCAUCUCGAGAGCUUCCUGAAGUGGAUGAAUGUGACCAACGUAACCUUCUACAGUCCAGUUGAGGAUUAUCGAUGCGAAUUUCCGGCUGUUUACUAUGACCUUCCGCUGCUCAAAUAUUUCCGGCUCAUUGAACCGUGUGAGGUUGAUGAUGAGCUGGCGGUCCAAGACCUUAAGUUUGCGCUGUUCAUCUUCUCUGCCCUCCUCAUCUUCACCGUCACACUCUGUGGGAUCGCUUACGCUCGUCUCCGUGGAUGCAUUUACAUUACUUACAAAAAAUUUGUCGGUAGAGUUCUCGAGGGUCCCAAAGCCCCGCCUCGUUUGGAGGACGACCAAUAUGACGCCUACCUGUGUUUCAGCAACAUGGACUACAGGUGGGUGGAGGCUGCUUUACUGAAGAAGCUGGACAACAUGUUCUCUGAAGAGAACAUCCUACACUGUUGCUUCGAAGCCAGAGACUUCCUGCCCGGUGAGGACCACCUUUCCAAUAUCAGAGAUGCCAUCUGGGGGAGCAAAAAGACUGUGUGUGUUGUCUCCAAGGAGUUCCUUAAAGAUGGCUGGUGCUUGGAGGCAUUCACCUUGGCUCAGGGCCGCAUGCUGAAUGAGCUCAAAAAUGUUCUGAUCAUGUUGGUGGUCGGGAAGGUGGCUCACUACCAGCUGAUGAAGUACAACGCAGUUCGAGCGUUCGUCCAGAGGAGAGAGUACCUCAUCUGGCCAGAGGACCCUCAGGAUCUGGAGUGGUUUUAUGAGCGCCUCGUCUCCCAGAUACUCAAAGACACUGAGGUGAAGAAGUUGGACGAGGACGCGCCAAAGCCUGACAUUCCACCUGAAAACGACAUUCAGCUUGAGGACAUGCAAGCACAGUAGUGUCUUGUCAACAAGGACGUCUGAAUGGAAAAAGCACACCUGCCUCUUUUUUUUUUUUUUUUUUUUUGGUCUUUAUAGCAACUGAAAUACAAAUUUGAAAAAGCUCAUUUUAAAGAAACUUAAAGGUAGUCCCGGUCAAGUCUCAACUGUGCACAAUACUACUACUCUGAAGACACCUGAUCCUGUCUGAUCUUGGAAAGGCCUGUAACAGUUUGGGCCCACAAAUAGGUGGCUGGCGGGCCGGACGCGGCCUCAGGGGUUGCCUAUAGAGUGGCCGUCCUACUUUAUGAAGCAGGAGUACUCUAUAGGUGAGUAGUAGUAUGGCCGUAAACCACACUUCACUUCGCACAACCCGCAGUUGGCCAGUCCAUUCGUUGUGGAUGUGAGGCUAUGAAGUGGGAAUUGAAAAAUGUUUAUGGUUGGGUUGGCACAUGUAGAUCGUGACUUGUCUCCAUGCCAACGAUACACAGACAGCCUGUAGAAAAGGCCUCAAAGUCAUUCAUCAUUCGGGGAAUAAAAUGAUCAUUGACUGUGUUGUAUAUAAUUUCGGUUCCUAUAGGGUUUCUAACUUUUGUAUUCAUUUGCAUAUUUGUCUUUGGAGCGGUCCCAUCCACGCGACGUCACGGUAGCUGGAACCAGAGGGUACGACUCAGUCUGUACUGUGGAUCCCCGAUGAUACAUUUGGUUUGGCUGUGUGCGGGAAUCACAACUUGAGUAGCGACACACAAGUAUUACUUAAAGUGCCUUCAGCAUGAGCCAUUACUUGUCGAAGCGGGAUGCAUCCUCAGUAUUUUACGGGACGUUAAUGAAUGAAAGCUACCAUGUAUGGAUCGUUAUGUCAGCUAUUCCUCUACCAGAAGUGGUCUGCUUUGUUUUUCAGGAUAAGAGCAAGGAAGUGUGCUAUUUUAACUAUGUAAAUGUUGCUAACUCAACAGCGUUUUUUGAUAUGUUGUAAGUGUACUCAUUUGAUUAUUAUUUAUCCAAUGUUACUUACCAAUCUAUAUUUGGUAUAUUUCCUUCUUUCU